GAAGGCAACACUUUGGUCACCGCUGUCACCUCGCUGCCACCUCGCUGCCACCAUGGUGUUCGUGUCCCCACCCGGUCACCUGGCCAGCUACAACCCGCCCCUGCCCUACGUGGCCCCGGUGCCCGGGGGGCUCUGGCCGAGCAUGGCCGUGAGCGUGCAGGGCGUAGUGAAAGCGCAAGCGGAGCGGUUCCGCAUUGACCUGGCCCUGAGCACCCUGGAGGAGGCGGACAUCGCCCUGCACAUCAAUCCCCGAUUUGGGGCUGGGGUCACGGUGUUCAACAGCCGCCGCGGGGGGAGAUGGGAGGAGGAGCUGAGUCGGGACCUGGCCCCCCUUCAACGGGGCAAAGUCUUCGAGAUGAUCAUCGUUGUCACCCCCGAGGGCUACCGGAUCCUGGUGAACGGAAGCUUCUACCAGAUGUUCCCUCACCGGAUGCCCCCGGAGAACGUGAAGGCUCUGACCGUGGCCGGGGACCUGGAGCUGCUCUCGGCCUCGGUGAUGGGCAGAGGGGGCGCAUCUUCUUCGGUCGGCCUGCGCAAGGUCAACAGCUCCGAGUCUGACCUGCUGGAGAUGACGCAGCCCCCCAUCCUCCACCCGCCCGUCCCCUUCAUUGCCACCAUCCCGGGGGGGGUGAUCCCCAAAAAAACCAUCAUCGUCAAGGGCUUCGUCCCCCGCAACGCCAAGAGGUUUCAGAUCAACCUGCGUGUGGGCCCUACUGGGGACAUCGUGCUGCACGUGAACCCCAGGAUGGAAGAGGGCAACGCCGUGGUGCGGAAUUCCCUACAGGGCGACUCGUGGGGCCGCGAGGAGAGGGACCUGCGCUGCAGCAGCCCCUUCCUGCGCGAACACUUCUUCGAUCUUUCAAUCUGCUGUGAGAACGAUCGCUUCAAUGUGUUCGCCAAUGGGCAGCUGCUCUUCGAUUUCCACUACCGGGUGCCAGUCGGGCCCCACGUGGACGUGCUGGAGAUCAAGGGCGAUGUGGUCCUGUCCUAUGUCCAUUUCUGACCCACAAGUGUCCUGGCACUGCCCAAUAAGUGCCCUGGAACAGCUCUGUUACAGCCCCACAGCUGCCUGCAAUUGCCCCAGAACUGCCCUGUAAUUGCCCCAUAACUGCCCCCCUCAAUUGCCCCCCAAUUAUUCUCUCCCAACACUGACCUCAAUAAAGCUUUUAAUGCUGCA
Messenger RNA from Melospiza melodia melodia, 1177 nucleotides. RefSeq names its product galectin-4-like. The coding region runs from base 53 to 1003 and encodes 316 amino acids. NCBI's taxonomy places the organism in Eukaryota, Metazoa, Chordata, Aves, Passeriformes, Passerellidae. The record is from RefSeq and is a predicted model, not a curated record. The transcript is spliced from 10 exons. Gene Ontology annotation, molecular function: carbohydrate binding.